Entamoeba invadens IP1 is the source of this 1431-nucleotide messenger RNA. Its product is annotated as protein tyrosine kinase. Lineage: Eukaryota; Evosea; Mastigamoebida; Endamoebidae. The record is from RefSeq and is a predicted model, not a curated record. Gene Ontology annotation, molecular function: ATP binding; protein kinase activity. The transcript has 2 exons. Gene Ontology annotation, biological process: protein phosphorylation. The annotation marks the transcript as partial.
GAUGUGUACACAAGAAAGACAAAGAAGUUAGAAAGGCAGCAAAACAACUUGAGUUACGUCAUUUGCUUCUUAGAAAAAACAAUCAUCAAAUUUGACAAAGCCCAUGCGACUUCAUUGACGCUGCAACGGAAAACGUACAAUUUGAGGUUCUUACUACUUUUUAAGCCUACUACAGGCGUUUUACGGUCAAACGAAUCGACUUAUAUCACUGCAAUUAUAGUACCAAAGUGCUCCACUGUAUUUCAUGAGAACAUCCCAGUCACGUUCUCCUUCCACAAUUUACACUUAGAAGCCAUUCAAAAAACUAUGACAGACAACUCCUCAACAAGUUCAGAAAUCAGCUCUAAAAAGCAUAAGACAAAGAGGUUUUACACAUAUCUCAACUUGAAUGGAGAGACAGUCUUUUCCACUAAAAUCGACUUUGAGACGUUGACAAUAGAAAAGGAGAUAUUUAUCCACCAGAGGUAUGGCGAUAUAUACAAGGCGUUGUGGAAGCGGAUGGAUGUUGUGGUUUUAACCGUAAAGACCGACAAUUUGGAUUUGAAGAUUGUUGAAGACAGAUUCUCAAAAGAGCUUGAAGUCAUGCAACAAACAACUUCACGAUUCAUUGUUCAACUACUUGGCACUUCCAUGUCCGAGAAAUCUUUUUGUUUGGUGAUGGACUAUUACUCUCUUGGUGUUUUGAGUGUGUUUCGUGAAUCACACAAAGUGUCUGAUUUAAUGAAGAUACGCCUUGUGGAGGAUAUCUCCAUUGCAAUGGAGUUCCUUCAUGAGAAGCAGAUCAUUCAUUACGACUUUAAUCCACGAAAUGUCGUUGUCGUCACAACCGACCCGAAUGAAAAUGUGGUGUGUAAAGUCUUUGAUUCGGGCAUUUCACGAGUCCUUUAUUCUCUUGGUGUGUCUGAAAACACCAAAAUAGGUACACCCAGGUAUUCGGCUCCUGAAACAUUCAAAGGAAUACCCACAUUUAUGUCUGAUGUAUACUCGUUUGGUGUUACUGUUUUUGAAAUAUGUGUUUGGGGUGAUGCAUUCCCCAUAAAUGCGUUCCCCAAUGAAGAGGACAUUUCUAGUUACGUGCUUAGUGGAAAAAGACCGGAAAUACAAGAGAAUUGUAUUUUCAAAGACUUAAUACAAAACUGUUGGAACCAAAACCCUGAUUUAAGACUCAGUUUUAAACAGAUCACACCAAUUGUACAACACAUCUCUAAGAAUUACGAUAAACAAAAAAGAGGAAGUAAAGACAGUAAAGAAGCUAACGAAAAUAAAGAGACGAAGGAGAAGACAAGUCCUAAAGUUGAACAAACAGAAGAAUUGGAUAACUUGAAUGGAAGGAGCAAAAGUAAACACUUCAUCUCACAUAACUUCUCUCAUAAAGAUAAACAUAGUGUGCAUGUCUAUGGAAGUCAGGACGAAAAAACACCUGAUUUAUAA